Molecule: messenger RNA, 1974 nt
Organism: Dermacentor silvarum
Lineage: Eukaryota; Metazoa; Arthropoda; Arachnida; Ixodida; Ixodidae
Exons: 3
Coding region: 1-1974 (657 amino acids)
Molecular function (GO): zinc ion binding; nucleic acid binding
Source: RefSeq, a predicted model, not a curated record
AUGGCUGUCGGCAAGAUCGGCGAGUAUCGUCUUGGCACGGGCGCGUCUUGGGAUGAGUACGUCGAGCGGUUGGAAAUGUUUUGCGACGCGAACAAGAUAACAACGGACGAGCAGAAAAGAGCAGUUCUGCUGAGUUGUUGCGGCGAAGCAGCGUACGGGCUCAUCGUAACCCUGGUGAAGCCAGUAAGACCGACCAUGGCAAGCUACGACGAAAUCAAGACGGCCGUUCGCAAGCACCUGCAUCCGAGGCCUUCCGAGCUGCACGCAAGGUUUUUGUUCUACAGGAGUGUCACAAAAGAGAGAAGCCAGGCGGCUGAUGAAUCGGUGGCAGACUACGUCACGGCUCUGCGGAAGCUAACGGAAGACUGCGGUUUUGGUGACAAGCAACUACCGCUGGACGUCAUGAUGCGAGAUCGUUUCGUGUGCGGCAUCAAGAAUGAAGCAGUCCAGCAGAGACUUCUCGCCGAGCCCAACCUUACGUUCCAGGUCGCGUACGAAAUGGCCGUGACAGCUGAGGCUACAGCAAAGCAGCAGCGAGACAUACGCAACCAGGGACGAGACGAGACAAAAGACAGCCAGGGCCUAAUUCAAGCAACUCGCACGAAGCAAGACACCGCAGCGGAAGGGUCCAGUUGCUAUCGCUGCAACGGUAAGCACGCUCCGCAUUUAUGCAGUUUUAGAAAGGCGGCAUGUUUCAAGUGCAAGAAAAUCGGACACAUUGCGAAAGCCUGUCGUUCGAAAGACGAAGUUAGAAAGUUUCAAAGAAAAACUUCACACGAGCAGAAGAAAAAAGAGAGUAAAAGCAAGGGCGCCUACGAAAUGACCGAAUUAUUUUCCCUCUGCGAGGUGAAUGAGCAAGAAGAAAAAUUCAUGGUUGAAGUACAGAUUGAAGGGCAGAAUGUACCCAUGGAAAUUGAUUCUGGAGCAUCGUGCUCAAUUGUGAGUGAAGAAACGUUUCGCUCUAUCGAGGGAAAGCAAAGUAAAAUACCCCUUCGAGAGUCAAGCACAACGCUCGUAACCUGGUCAAAAGAGGCGUUGCCUGUAGUUGGUCGCGCAAGUGUUGUGGUGGAAUUCAAGGGUCGGACGGCAAAGCUGCCUUUGUUGGUAGUGAAGAGAAGCGGUAACAGUUUGCUUGGGCGGAACUGGUUUAGGCCGUUGGGCAUUGGGCUGCAUGGAAUUCAGCAACUGAAUGUUGAAGACGUCACUUCACGAUUUUCUGAGGUGUUUCGCAGUGACCUUCCUGGCUUCAAUGGACCGCCAGUGCACAUCGAACUGAAAGACGACGCCAAACCUACGUUCAUUUCACCACUGGGCGUCCGACUGAUUUACUACAUUGGCGACGAGGCGGACCGGCCCGGCGAGGCCGCCGUUAAAGAAGGCGGGAUGGCUGUCGGCAAGAUCGGCGAGUAUCGUCUUGGCACGGGCGCGUCUUGGGAUGAGUACGUCGAGCGGUUGGAAAUGUACGAACCCGGGUAUGUUUCUGAGACCUACAGUAGCGGCCGCUGUGCUGUCAACGUGUGGGGAGCAAUCAGCAAAGAGGGCCUCGGCCCGCUAGUCCGGCUGUCCCCAUCGUUCACAGCUGACGCCUACUGUGAAAUUCUGGACUACCACCUGGUGCCAUACGCUCUGGACGGGCCAUUUAAAGAUGGCUACUACUUCUUCCAGCAUGACCGGAGCUCGGUGCACACCGCCAGAGCUGUGCAAAAUCUGCUUCAAGAGCGUGCCGUUUGUGUCCUUGACUGGCCUCCGAAAGGUGCAGACUUGAAUCCGAUAGAGAAUGUGUGGGGCGCAAUGAAGGAAAGUUUGUCCCACAUGAAUCUGGGAAGUGCCAGUGCUGACGAGCUCUGGCUCGCCAUUACCCGAGAGUGGAAGCGCCUUAGUGAGAAGAAGGACUUCGUAGAAGCGCUCUACAAGUCUAUGCCACGCCGGCUACAAGCUGCAGUUCGCGUGGGCGGCGCAUUCACGCGAUAUUAA